AUGGUUUUAGGAAAGAAAAAGUCUCUUACGGCACAACUAGCCGAAUUAUCAAACCCUACACCAAUAGAUAUUGAUCCGGAAGAAUUUGGGGAAACCUAUCAUACAUAUGGGUUUGAUCAGAGCGAUGAAGAAAAUGAGGAAGUAGAAAGGGAUGUAGGAAGAGAACAUUAUGUUGCAGUUGGAAAGAGUUCUCUUCGUCGUAACUUAUUCAUUUUAGAUGAUCCAAAGUAUGUUGGAAAACGUAGUAGUAGGAAGGAUAUAUUUGAAAAUUAUUCCAAUGAUGAGGAUGAUGAGGAUGCUGAGCAAAGUUCUGAGGUUGAAGAUGAGAGCGAUAAAAUAGACAAUAAAAUUGGUGAUAAACAUAAUAAUGGAAUUGAGUUACAUGAGAAUGAAAAUAUAGGAAACAAUGAUAAAAUAUCUCCUUCUGAUGAGGGAAGCGAGGAAAGUGAAGAUCAAGAAUCCAACUUUGAAAAUAAAGAUGGUGACGAAAACAGUUUAUCUGUUCAAGAAGAAUUAAGGAAAAUUGAAGAGGAAGAACGAAAUUUAUUACAUAAAAUGAAACAAAAUGCCCAAGAAGAUGUAACUAAAGGACAGCAUGUUAAGACACAACUUGGACUUUGGGAUACAUUUCUAGACACUCGAAUUCGUCUUCAAAAGGCUGUGUCUAUUGCUAAUUCUUUCCCUCAAAGUGAUGUUUAUUCGGAAUUUCUUACACCAGAAUCGGAGUUAGCUAUUCAAGAAACACGAACAGAAUUAAGGGAACUUGUAGAUUCUCUUAUAGAUUUAAGAAAAGAUUUGUGUCAUGAGAAUAACAACAUUAAAGAAAUUUCAGAAAACGUUAUGAAUAGUCGUAAACAUCAUCUUGAUGAUCAUAAUUAUACUGAAUACUUGUGGAAAGACAUGAAAGAAUUAUAUGAUCAUUUUUUACCUUAUCGUACACAAACUAUUGAUAAAUGGAGCAAUAAAGUACAAAUUGCUUCGGGGAUAUCGCUUAAUAAAAGAUUCAAAGCUAUUAAUCAAGGUGUAAAUACGCAAAUUGAACAAAUUUUACAUGAUAAAGAAAGAUUGACUAAAAGGACUCAAUUAAAAAGGAAUUCUGAUAAAAUAUUGGGAAAGAAAGAACACGACAUAGAGGAUCCUGAUAAAGAUGUAAAAAAACAUGAUAAACACCUUUCAAAUUACGAUGUUGAAAUAUUUGAUGAUACUGAUUUUUAUCAACAACUUUUGAGAGAACUUAUAGAAAGUCGCAUGAUUGAUACAGAUGAUCCAAUUUCACUUGGAAUGCAAUGGGCAGCAAUUAGACAAACAAAACAAAAGAAAAAACAGGUUGAUACCAAAGCAAGUAAGGGGAGAAGAUUAAGAUAUCACGUUCACGAAAAAUUACAAAAUUUCAUGGUACCAAUUCCAGAUGGUAACUGGCAUGAAGAUAUGAUUGAUGAAUUAUACUCCUCUUUAUUAGGUAAAAAAUAUGAUAAUAAUUUAGAAUCAAGUGAAAAUGAAAAUGAAAAUGAAACUAUUUCAAAGACAAAAGAACAAAAAGAAUGUACAAUUGAACCUGAUUUAAAUAGGUUAAGAAUUUUUGGGUAG
Messenger RNA from Rhizophagus irregularis DAOM 181602=DAOM 197198, 1587 nucleotides. RefSeq lists its product as uncharacterized. Lineage: Eukaryota; Fungi; Glomeromycota; Glomeromycetes; Glomerales; Glomeraceae. Gene Ontology annotation, biological process: maturation of SSU-rRNA from tricistronic rRNA transcript (SSU-rRNA, 5.8S rRNA, LSU-rRNA). Gene Ontology annotation, cellular component: nucleus; nucleolus. The record is from RefSeq and is a predicted model, not a curated record.